Molecule: messenger RNA, 999 nt
Organism: Lathyrus sativus (Indian pea)
Lineage: Eukaryota; Viridiplantae; Streptophyta; Magnoliopsida; Fabales; Fabaceae
Source: the annotation of a GenBank genome assembly
AUGUCAGGUCAACGUUUCUCACAACCACAAACCAAUGAUCCCUUUCUUCAUCUCAAAAUCCUCUCAAACUCCGACGGCACAAUCACUCGCCUCCGUGGAGACCCACACACCCCACCUUCACCAAAUCCAAACCUUCCAAUCUCCGUUCUCACCAAAGAUAUCCCCAUAAACGCUUCACACAACACCUCCGCAAGAAUAUUCCUACCCCGCAGAACACUCAAUCCCUCCUCCUCCAAUAAACUCCCUCUUAUCGUUUACUUUCACGGUGGCGGUUUCAUCUUCUUCAGUGCAGCCUCAGAUUUUUUCCACGAUUUUUGUUCCAACCUCGCAAACGACGUUAACUCCGUCGUAGUAUCCAUCGACUACCGUCUGGCUCCUGAGCACCGUUUACCGGCUGCAUACGAUGAUGCCAUGGAAGCGCUGCACUGGAUCAAAACCAAACCAGACGUUUGGUUGAAAAGCUAUGCUGAUUAUUCAAAUUGUUACAUCAUGGGAGGUAGCGCCGGUGCAAAUAUAGCUUAUCACGCAAGUCUGCGUGUAGCUGCUGAGAUUAAUCUGAAUAGCGAUUAUAUAAAUCAACUUAAUAUCAGAGGACUUAUAUUGUCGCAACCGUUUUUCGGUGGGACGGAGAGACUACCAUCGGAGCUGAGGCUGAUAAACGAUGCCGUUGUGCCGCCGCACGUGUGUGAUUUGAUGUGGGAACUAUCAUUGCCGUUUGGUGUUGACCGGGAUCAUGAGUAUUGUAAUCCAACGGUUGGUGAUGGAGUUGGAGUUUUAGAUAGGGUGAGGGAGCUUGGUUGGAGGGUGCUGGUGAGUGGGUGUGAGGGGGAUCCGUUGAUGGACCAUCAGAUGGCGGCGGCGAGAGUGAUGGAAGAGAAGGGUGUGGUGGUGGUGAGAAGUUUUACGGCAGGCGGGUGUCAUGGGGUUGAGGUUCGUGACCUCGUCAAGCAAAAGCAAUUGCAUAAUCUAAUCAAAGAAUUUAUUUCUUUUCACCUAUAA